AUGGAUCGAUUGAAUCGUGAAGUGGACGCUGAUCCAAAUAUUAAAUCGAUUUCGAUUGAACAUCGUAAAGAAUCCGUUCAGCAGAUGAUACAUUAUGCACUAAAAGGUUCAUUCAGUAUGAUGGAUGCCGCGCCAGAUGUCCUUGAUGAUUUUAUCUCAUGCAUCCGGACUUUUCGGCCCCGCGGUUUCUGGACUCUUAUCCAUCACAUUACUGAUGGCCUUCGAAACAAACUAAAUGAGCAAUGGAAAACACUGAGUGUGGAUGAAGUUCUACGUUACCUCAGUCUUAGUGCUCAUCAUCGUUUGCAUGAAUUAUGCUCGAAAGCUAUUAUCCUUGUUGCAAAUGUGCAUUACGUACAGUUUAUGCGCGAAUAUAAUAUUGACUCAAAUGGAUCAAAGCGAGAAAUUUACAAUAUGCUUAAGGACAGUGAACUACCCUUUGAAGGUAAUGCAAUACAGAAGAUUCAAGCUGUUUAUUAUGCAGGCAAAGAAACGCGCACAAUGUUUCGGUAUUCAGUAAAAGAGGAAAAAAAAAUGCGGGCAACGAAUGCUGCAAAGUUUUAA
Thelazia callipaeda (thelaziosis nematode) is the source of this 564-nucleotide messenger RNA. The record is from the annotation of a GenBank genome assembly. Lineage: Eukaryota; Metazoa; Nematoda; Chromadorea; Rhabditida; Thelaziidae.